AUGCUUUGUGCGGUGUGCAUGUCCAUGUUUCAGAACAGCGCGAUGAGCGGGCCUCAUCACAAAGAUCACGAAAGACUUGCCGCUGCCGCGAAGAAUGGGUGUAGAAUCUGUUACUACCUAAGCCCAAAGUUUCCAUCCGACAACCUGAAGCCUCUAGAAUAUGGAUUGAAGUGGGCGAACUCAUGGGCGCUCCAUUGGGAAAUCUAUUUCUAUGAGACUAGUAGCGGUAACUCCAUGUCUAUCGACGACAGGGCCCGAACCCACACAGACCGGUUGGUGUUUGUUGACGUAUCUUCCUCAUCAGACACUGACACUCCAUCUGGUUACAAUGAGUUUCUCGACCUUGUUGCUGCUGAUCUAGGUUCGGAUCCCACUCGGGUUCGAACAGACUUUCCUCCUUUGCGAGAUAUCCCGGAUAAUACCGGCCACGAGGAUGUUGCACGCGUGGCUAAGGACUGGCUCCAGACCUGUAAGGAUCAUCACAACUGCGGAUCUGCCUCCAGUCCACAGGAUGCAGGCUGGUAUCCAAAGCGAUUCAUCCACGUUGGUGACAAACAACAGUCGCCGAGAUUGAUUAUAUCAGAGAACGAGACUCCAGAAGGAAGUUAUGCGGCGUUAAGCCAUUGUUGGGGGGAGAACCCAGACUUUCUCAUGUUAACAUCUGAUACUUUAUCCGAUUUCUGCCGGGAAAUUCAGUUGCAACACCUUCCCGCAAGUUUCCGAGAUGCCAUCAUCACCUGUCGUCGAAUGGGCAUUCCAUACAUUUGGAUCGACUCGCUUUGCAUCUUACAGGCUGGAGACGGUUCGCAUGAAGAUUGGCUCUUGCAUUCUGAGGAAAUGCAUCGAGUAUAUCAAAACUGCUACUUGAAUAUCUCUAUCGAUGUUUCUAAGAACCCCCAUGGAGGUGCUUUCAGGUCGAGGGAUCCGACAUAUCUUCAAGAUUGUUACCUCUGGACACCGUUCCUCACCGCGCCCCAUCAACUUGCUGAUGCAGAAGAGCAGUCAAAGUUCAGGAAUCUUUGCUCGAUAUUCACACGAGAUGAUUUUUCCUUUGUGAGACUUGACCUUCCCAUUAGUAAAAGAGCAUGGGUGUUUCAAGAGCGGCUCCUUGCACCCAGAACCUUACACUUUACUUUGGAUCGCAUCUCCUGGGAAUGUGAAAGAAGCCGCAAUCUCACUGAAUAUCUCCCCAAAGGUGCGGGAAAUGAUGAAUGGGCAGGUUUUGAUUGCCUCUACCAAAGCGCAUACAGUAUUCAAGAACAAGGAGAUGUUUUUGCAUUUUACUAUGACUUUGUGUUGCCGUACAUGAAGCGUCAACUUAGUCAUCCGGAUGAAGACAAACUUGUUGCCUUCGCCGCCGUCGCUCGACGCUGUACCUCAUGGUUUCGCAGCGAGUACUGUGCUGGAAUCUUUCGCAGUACAAUGCCACAGGGUCUUCUCUGGGAGGCUUUCCCGGUUGAUUCGAUGAAAAGGUCGAAGGUCUACCGCGCACCAUCUUGGAGCUGGGCGAACAUGGAUUGUUCUGUGAACUUCGACGUCUUUGAACACAAACCGAUUGUUAUUUUCGCAGAUAUAGUAGAUGUUGCGGUGGAAUUAGUUGACCCAAAAAACCAGUUUGGUCAAGUCAAGUCUGGUUCCUUAACGUUGACUGGACCUCUAAUAGCCUCCGAAGCACUCGUCCCCAGGGAACACAAUUCAGAAGGGGUCUUACCCGAGGGUAGGUUUGGACGUGCCGGCUACCAAGAUAUACAAACAAUGUUAGGGCACACACUUGGGAUCACUGCUGAUACAGCCAAUUUGUGGAACGAAAUUGAAAGGAAGCCUUGGCUGAUUGCUCAAGAGAACAUGUAUUUUCUUGCGAUUUUGGAAACAUCAGAGUACCCCCGUACUUGUGGUCUUCUAUUGCAGAAGAACAAUAAUGGAAGCUUCACUCGAGCUGGAUACUGGGAGGCCGGAACAGGGUUUGUAUCGAAACAUGCACACGCAACAUGUCAGUUCAGGUCCGAAAAUAUUACAAUAGUUUGAACAUCCCAGUUCAGAAAGGAAAAGAGCGAUUCGGCCCAGGUAACGGCACGCUCAGA
Messenger RNA from Fusarium oxysporum Fo47, 2081 nucleotides. Its product is annotated as heterokaryon incompatibility protein-domain-containing protein. Bases 1 to 2025 code for a protein of 674 amino acids. NCBI's taxonomy places the organism in Eukaryota, Fungi, Ascomycota, Sordariomycetes, Hypocreales, Nectriaceae. The record is from RefSeq and is a predicted model, not a curated record. The transcript has a single exon.